Bombus impatiens (common eastern bumble bee) is the source of this 4861-nucleotide messenger RNA. RefSeq names its product EH domain-binding protein 1 (gene MICAL-like). The transcript is spliced from 11 exons. Lineage: Eukaryota; Metazoa; Arthropoda; Insecta; Hymenoptera; Apidae. Gene Ontology annotation, molecular function: protein binding. The record is from RefSeq and is a predicted model, not a curated record. The coding region runs from base 1286 to 4585 and encodes 1099 amino acids.
CAUACUCAUGCUAUUAUAUAAUAUGUAAGUACGUUGAACAGUACAGAGGUCGCCUGUGUUCCAACUUCCAAGCAGUAUCGUUUAUCCACUGAUUGCUCCAACAAAAGUGUAUUUCACGUUUCCUUGUAAUAUUAUUCUUCUUAUCAAGAAUGAUUGCCAAAUGUUUUAAGAUAAAACUGUGUUAUCCAAGUCAAGAAUCAGAUAUUAAGCAUGUCGUGUAAAAUAAAAGACAGGGAUUUAAAUAAUUUAAGUAAAAUGACAAGUCGGAAAACGAAAGCUUUCCUUUGUCCAUACGUUUCAAUCAUAAUAAUGAUUAUGUGUAAAAGUUAAGUUAUAUCAUAUUAUGUCAAAAAAUAAUAAUAGUAGAAUUUAAUGUGCAAUCAUAUUAUUAUCACGAUACAUGAUCUGUUGUCAUAUUUAAGAUAAUUAGAUAAAGAUAACGAAGAUGAUUUUAAGAAACCUAAGACACUAAAUAAAGAAAAUAAUAAAAACAGGUAAUGUAAGUGCAGGAACAAAAUAUAUGGAACAUUUCGAAGUAUUACGGAAGUCAAACGUAUAGCAAACAUUCUAAUUAAAAUCUAUUCAAUAACUACAGUGGAUGAAGUAAGCGUUUGAAAAGAAAAUUUAUAGCUACACGUCGGUGUUUAUUGCAGUUAAACUGAAAACUACAGAGAACUGGAAAGAGAUAAUAUACUCAUAAAAAGUAGCACAUUAAUAUAACAGAAAGUAUCCUAUUACUAAAUAACGGUUGCAUUUGAAAUGUAAAAAUCACUAGUACUAUAUAAUGCCAUUUUUUAUGAUAUUUUAUGAUUCAUAUGUAUUGUUCAUUGCAAAUUAUUUAAUUAAUUAUAUACCUGCCUAGCAAGUUUUUCAGGGAUGAAAUAAUAUUUUCAUGUUUUAUUGCUCUUUGGUCGUAGGGUGAUAGGUCUGAAUCCGCCAUUGACUUUACUGCAAAUAUUUAUUUGAAAAGAAGACAAAGAGAAUUAAAGGUAAAGGAAUAAAUAACAUACCAACAUAUACAAUUUUGUUUUUUAAAGCAAAAUUGAAGAUAAGGUUAACAGUGAAUAAUUUGACCUCGACGCAACAAUGGCGUCAUGGAGGCUAGGAAACUAUAACAAAACAUUUUGCACAUGUGCAGAAAUAUCCUGAAGCAGUGACGUACAGAUUACUUGUAAUUACUUUCUGUAGUUCUCGUGCAAGGGUUCAAGGACAGACUAUUGCCAUCUCGUCCAUAUAAGGAUAAAAGAAGGUUUGAAAGAUUAUAAAGUAUAAUCAAAAGUUUAAGAUGGGCGAAAAACGAGGUACAAAGGCAUUAGAAUUUUGGUGUCGGCGAAUAACCGAGGGUUAUCCUGAUGUAAACGUGCAGAAUAUGACAACUUCUUGGAGAGAUGGCCUCGCUUUUUGUGCAAUGAUUCAUCACUUCCGACCUGAUCUCAUUGAUUUUGACAGUUUAGACAAGAACGAUAUAUAUGGGAACAAUGAACUGGCUUUUAGAAUUGCAGAGCAACAUCUUGGAAUACCAGCACUUUUGGAUGCAGAAGAUAUGGCUUCCUGUGCUGUACCUGAUCGUUUAUCGAUCCUUACUUACCUUUCACAGUUCUAUCAAACUUUCAGUGGUUCAUCUCCAGCACGAAUUCCAGCGAGUAGAACGACUGAAACCGUAGAGGAAAGAAUCACACAAGUGUCUGAAUCUCCGAAAGAAAAGGAAGCAACGUGUCUGGGUAGUAUGCGAAAGGAUGUCUGCGUUGUGUGUGGAUUUCCAAUUUUCCUAGCGGAAAAACUGGUCCUCGCCCAUGUUACUUAUCACCGUACUUGCUUUCGCUGCGCUCGAUGUAAUAAUCAGUUAACUAUUGGUAAUUAUUAUGAAACCGAAGAAGGGCAAUAUUGCUGUGAAACCUGCCCGGAUGAAGAUAUUGCAGUACGAAUAACACAAAGUUACGACUAUCCUACAUUUAGCGAAAUUGAAAAGAGCGGCAUUAAUUCCGGUUGUCAGCAAUUUUUUAGCAAUGACGAAAACGUAAAUAAAAAACCGUUUAGUCGUAAUUCUAUCGAGCGGAUGGAUCACGAAUCGAUGGAUCGCGUCGUUAUUCCUGAUUUAAUAGCGCAAACUUCUCGAUUGCGGCUCAAUUUCAUAUCGAAUCAACUAUUUUCGGAAAAUGAUGAACAGAUGAUGAACAGAGAUGAUAAUAUGCGUAUAAGUGAAAAUCGAAGUAGCAUCGAGGGAGAUGAUACAAAUUUAAAGACAGAAAGCAGGAAUUUAGUACACCCAUUUAAUACUGAGUACGAAAAACAAAGUAAACUCGAAGAAGAGAAUAAACUCAGUUGUAUUGCUUGUUUAAAACUAGAACCUGAUAACGACGGGCUGUUAAACACAAACGUCCAUGAUUACGUCCAUGAACGAUUAAACAUUGAUAAACACGAACAGGAUCAAAUAACAAUAACUUCUGUUGCUUCGCUUCAUAAUGUAAUUAAGGAAACAAGAGCAUCUCAUAGCAACGACAAAGAAUUAUCGGAUGAGACUAGUUCUGAGAGCAAUUAUUCUAUAGUUGAAAAAAGAUGUAGAAUGUUUGAAAAGAAAAAAGAUGAUAUCGAAAGGAAUAAGCUUAAAACUCAUGAUACCGAAGCAUUAAAAUUCAAGAUACAAACUAAAAGGCAUAGGACUAAAAGUAUAGGGAACAGUGAAAGUCCGAUAAUAAAUCCAGAUACGACAAUGCAGGAAACAGACAUCGGUCAAAAUAACUCUCGAAAAUAUAAUGCAGAGAGCUUCGAUAAAGACAGUUCGACACAGAUUGCUCCUUUCGAGUUAUCAUCAUCGCGUGUAUCGAAAGUUAAUAAAACUUUAUCGAUUCCUUUGGAUACAGAAAGUAUUGAACAUCAUACAUCUACGGUUGCGAACGAUAUUAAUGCAACAAACGUGAUAUGCUCUAAUUUUAGUGAAGAUUAUCCCGAAGAUUUAAACCCCUUUAAAAGUGACGAAGAACAGGAGGAGCUGGAGGAGGCGGAGGAGGCGGUGGAGAUGGAAGAAGAAAAAGAAAAAGAGGAAGAAGAAGAAGAGGAAGAAGACGAAGAAGGAAUUACCGAUAAAUCCGUGACAACUAUGAACAGUUUAGAACCUACCAGAGAUCUAACAAAUCCUUUUGAAAAUGUUGAAGAAACAGACAAGAAGGAAGUUAUUCUACCAAUACCAGCUACGAGAAGUAAUUUUAAAAGUGGUAAAGCUAACCAACAUUUCGUAGAAGGAUCAACAAAACGACGUUUAGCCGCACCACAGAUUAAUCUAAAUCCCUUUUGGAGCGACGAAGAAGAUCACGAUAGCGAUUUGGAGUUCAAGGAGAGAACAUCUGAGAUUAUGCCUACUCCUAAACCACGCACAAUUAAGCACAACGAGCAAAGCCCAAGUAAAAAUGGACGAAAAUCGAGCGACACUCGUGAUUAUUUAUCCAUAUCAAGUAAUUACUUAAGAAGCCCAGAAUCAGGGAUACGUACAGGAGGAGCUUAUAGGAAAAAGAAACCAGCACCGUUACCACCAAAUAAGAAGGAAUGUGUUUCCGAUCAGCGCACAUCUUCAAUGUCUAAACUACAAUGCAGUUCUGCCGAAUAUCUCGAUUCACCUUCGCAUAAAACGUUUAAAACACGUAAGCCAAGACCAGCUCCACCACCACCAAUUCCAGUGUCAAGUGGUUUUAAAGAGUGUCCUAUGAAUAAAUCACACGAUGCCAGUGUAGAAUAUAACAUAUGGGAAGAUGAAAAGACUAAUAAAGAUGAAACAAAUAGAAACAGACAGAGUUUUCCACACAUAACAUGCGAGGAAACUUUUCAUUGUAGAUCAUAUUUAGACAAAAGUAUGGAAGGAAAAUGGAAAAGGAAGAAAGGACCUGCUCCACCUUGUCCAAUACCACAUAGAAGAAAGAUAAAAGUAAUGUCUCUUAAGGAUGUUAAGUUGGAGUUAGAUGAAAUAGAAUUGCAACAACAAGGCUUAGAAAAGCAAGGUGUCCGAUUGGAACAAUUGAUAAGAAGUAAAUGUGAAUCUGGACCACAGAUUAGCGGCACUACAGAUAUUUCCCUUGGAACAGACGUAGAAGAAUUAGUCUUAGAGUUAUUUACUUUAGUAAAUGAAAAGAAUGAGUUAUUUAGACGACAAGCCGAAUUAAUGUUACUCCGAAGACAGCAGAGAUUAGAAGAAGAACAUGCCGAAGUGGAAUACCAAAUUCGAUGCUUAAUGGCACAAAAUGAAUCAACUAAAACGGAUUUUGAUAAACAAAGAGAAGAAGCGUUGAUACAAAGAUUGAUAGAAAUUGUUGAAAGACGAAAUGAAAUUGUCGACUGCUUGGAAAUGGAUCGUCGCAGAGAAAUAGAAGAAGAUCGGAGUAUACAUCGUCACAUGGACUUAUUUGCUGCUAAAAAUAAAAACGAUAUAUCGUGCAAUGAUAUGGAUACGACCGAAAAGAAGAAAAGAAAACAAAACAAAUUAAAGGAGAAAAUAAAAGAGAAGAGACUGAAAAGAAUAUUGAAGAAGGAUGUUGAUAAGGAUGUAGAUGAAAUGGAGUUGACACUAAAACGUCAUACUAAGCGAAAAUGGUUUUAAUUUAUUUCGAUACUUUACUUUUAAUUACUUUAAUAUUCCAAUCGAAUACUUUAAGUAAACGUUACUGUGUGUAACUCGCUGGAAAAUGCUACCUCGAAUUUCUGAUUCAAAGGUUCUUUAAAAUAACGUUCCAAAUGAAAUUUUGAUCUAACAACUUUUUAUUUAGAUAAGAUUGUAUAUUCUUUAUGUAUAUCAUUAUGUAUACUGUUUGUAUAAAAUUAUCAAUCUAAAUAAAAUUAUCAAACAGUCUGAAAAAUGAAAACAUGAUCGAAUGAA